GAAAAUUGCAUUUCCUGAGAAGAACAGUCAGGUUUUUUUGCAAUUGAGAAAUAGGAAUAUGAAUAUUAGUAAUCCUCAAGUUAUUAGAUCUGAGAAUGAGUUUACAAAUGUGAGAAGAAAUCCUUAUUUCAAGUCAAUGAAAAGAAUGAUAAAUUUACAGAAUCUUUUCAAAGAUCAGAAAGAAUUAAGUAGGAGACAGGGAAGACUCGAGGAUCUUCAGAAAAGAAAGUUAUCGCACUCGUUUGAAUCAAAGAAACAUCUUAUGCCUGCACAAAAAUAAUACUAAGCCUUAUGCUAACUUGGUCUAUAAAUCAUCACAGCAUAAGCCGAUAGAAAUUCACAAAAGCUAUGAACUCCUUCCAUCUCAAGCUAUCCUAACAGCUCACAGAGCCUCACUUGAUUCAACCCAGACUCCUUACCUGAAGAAAGUGUUGUCUAAAUCAACCACUCAAAAAUAACAUCGGAUCUGUUCCCCACCACUCAAGAGAUGGCUCCUUAAUAAACCCUCCUAAAUUUGACCCCAGCCAGUCAAUCCCUGCUUCAGAGUGCACCAUUAAAGUCAUCAAGCAAGACAAGCUCAACAAAAUCAAACAGAAAUAUAACAAGCAGAUGAUGGCUAACAGAGUUAAUAGAGAUAUCGGAUAUAGACAGUGAAACCUGAACUAUAGUCUUGGGAUCUAA
Molecule: messenger RNA, 681 nt
Organism: Moneuplotes crassus
Lineage: Eukaryota; Ciliophora; Spirotrichea; Euplotida; Euplotidae
Source: the annotation of a GenBank genome assembly